AUGGAAGCUUUAGCAACGGAUAAAAACAUCACCUCGAAGAAUGAAGAGAGGAACGAAAAUGGAAAUGAACUUCUAACAGGAUUGUCAACUUUAAAGGAACACGAAGGAGAAGUAACUUAUGAGAAGAAGGAAGACGCAGAAAUAUCUAUGCAUAUGAACGAGCAAGAUAAAUUAGACGUACCAUCAUUGGUCGAAAUAUGCAAACAACAAUUGAUAGUAAUUUUGAAGGAUAUGUCUGCCGAUUCGAGCAGUUCGGAUGAAAAAACUUCCUUUAUGUAUCACCUGAACAGGUUAAGGAAUGCAGUAACCGUUGUGGAUUUGCAUAACUAUAUAGCCGUGUUUGGUCCAUGUCUAAGUUAUAACAAAUUACCUUCCACCUGGAACAUAUCCGUAUCAGAUUAUUUAAAGCAACAAUUGAAUAUACUUCGUGCUGCGGACUCACAACAGAACUCAGGCAAUUACGUUAGUUAUUUAGAACUACAUAAUGAUUAUGAAGAUAUUUUAAAUGAAAAAAAAGGAAACACAAUAGUGACAGGUAGCAAUGGCAUCCAAGGAAAUACUAAUUCGAAUAACAUAAAUUCUCAUCUGUCCAUAAAGGGGAGUAGCAUACAUAUAAAUUCUGCGAACACUACAAGUAAUGUGAGCGGGAAUGUAAAUGGAAAUGCUAAUGGACAUAUAAGUGUUAAUACCGAAGGGGGCAAUCUAGGAUCAUUUACACUAGGUGAUCAUGAAGAUAGCAACAUUGUAGAAGAUUAUUAUGACUGUCUCAUGAGAACCAAGUUAUCUGAUGAUACCCCGAAUUGUUUAAAAUAUAUGAUGAAUUCGAAGACUGAUUCUUUAACAAAUGCGGAAGUGGAAAAUGUGAUAUCGUACUUGAAAAAGUAUGAAGUAAAGUCGAAUAAAAAUUAUUGCAGUUUGGAGGAAGAGUUGAAAUAUAAUAGAGACUCUGAUUUUGAGUACCAGGAGGAUUACUUAAAGGAUAAGACUUUGUACGACUCCGAUUUGGAUGAUAAUAAUUUAUUUGAUAGCAACCUCAUAAGCAGUAAUAGGAACAUGAACGACAGCAGUAGCAGCAUGGUAAACCUGAAUUUGAGUAGCAACAAUAAUACGCAUACAAACAAUAACAACAACAAUAACAAUAAUAGUAAUAAUUUGAAUAGCAAAAGUUAUAAUAUGAAAUAUGAUUCUUUGAAAAAAAAUAAUAGCGAUGUUAUGAACACAUGGGCUAGGGCAUGUACGGAGGGACAUCCUGAAUAUUUGCCUAGAAUUCCAGGAGUUCGUUUCAAUCCGAAGAAGCAACAAUGGCUAGCUGCUUGGAAUGAUAACACUAGGGAAAUUAGAAGAUACUUCUCUGUUAAACAGUACGGUUUUGAACAAGCCCGAAUUUUAGCCGUGAAAGCUAGACAGGAAGCCGAGAAAGCAGGCGCGAGAUGUAAACCCAUGUUCCAUGUACAUGGAAGGAAGACAAUGGAAAAUGCAACAAACGAUGUUAUGAAAAAUAACAAUGAUAUGAUGAUGGAGGAUGGCACCUUUGGUAACAAUAACGCAGGAGGAAACACCCACGUUGGAGGAAGUAACGUAGGUGGCAAUAUGGGAAUGAUGAACAAUGCCGGAAGCAAUGCGGCGCACAUAGGGACGAACGUAGCUAUGAACAAUGGAGGCAUACCCGCUGGAGGAACACACGAACAUAUAAACAAGAAGGAGUUAUUGAAAAAUGAAAAUAACAAAGGAGUUAAGCGAGGAAGGGGAAGGCCUCCUAAAAGAAAACUAAGCGAAAAUUCGCAGCUCUCCUUGGACGAUAUGGAACAGACCCUAUGUAGGAAUGGAGAAAACGCAGAAUUGAUGGAAGCUAUGGAUUCCUUUGAUAAGAGCUGUACCAGACCCAUGAAGGGAGUAUCCUAUAAUGAUCGAAAGGGUUCUUGGCUAGCCUAUUGGUCUAUAGGGAAGAACUUUCAGAUGAGAAGGUUCCCCAUUAAAAAAUUAGGUUUCGAAAAGGCAAAGGAGCUAGCCAUUCAGUGCAGAUUAGAAGCAGAACAAGCAGGAGCGACGACCACAGAAAAUAGAACCAAAAGAAUUAGGAACUUGCUAAACAUGAAUUCGGAAAAUGCGGUGGAAGGAAUGAUGGAAAUGAAUUCCCUAGACCCGGAUGAUAACCUAAAUGACACGAAUAAAAACCUCAAUGGAAAUAUGAUCAUGCCUCAGAUGCAUUACUAUAAUGCGCACGGAAUGAACAACAGUAAUAUGCACCCAAAUAAAAUGCCACAUAGCGAUUGUCAAGAAAGCGAAAAUGAUUAUUCUCCUACGAAGAGAACAAGAGCACCCAGAGGAAGAAGAAUGGAAAGUCUAACUGCACGUGCUAGUGCUCUGACCCCAGUGGAAGGGGUGCGAUUCGACCCAUAUUCAUAUUCCUGGUUUGCCAAAUAUCUAGAAAAUGAAAAUUCCAAAGAACCGAAAAUAUCCAAAUACCUUUUAAAAAAAUGGGGAUUCAAUAAGGCACACAGUUUGGCUGUUCAUACGGUAAAAUGCGCCUACAAAGCUGUUCCCUUCACGGACGAGGAGCUAAUUAACAUAUUUAAUGUAGACUCCAAAAAUCUCGGAAACAAUCAAAACAGCAUGAUGAAUUUGCCAUUUAAGGACUCGUACGGAAAUAACUCAGGCGCGAAUGGGAAUGCAUACAAUGACAACAACUACGGUGGAAUGGGUGUCACAAAUUCAGCGAAUGGCGCGCUUAUAGGAAACAUGGGGUAUAUGAAUGGUAAUAUUGGUGGUAGUGUUGGCAUGGACCAUGUUGUGAAUGGCAUGGGUAUUAACGGGGUUGGUGGUGGCAACUUCGCGCAGAAUAUGGGUGCCUACAAGGGAGGUGUGAACACACACGGCGUUAUGAACAACAUGGGGAAUAACAACACGGAGAAGAACGUAGAUAUGAGUAACAUGAAUGAAGAGGAAUCAACUAUCGGGAAUGGAAGUAGCAACAACGCUAACAACCUACCGAUCAGCAUGGACAACGCAAACACCCUGCUAAACAACGUCGACGGCGGCAACAAUAUAAAUUCUGCUAAUAAAAUAGACAUAAUGAACAAUUGCACUUAUAAUUACAAUGGUGGAAAUAAUGCUAUCAAUGAAGGUACAGCAGGAACAGGUAGCCAAAAUAAUUACCACCACGGGGGGUUAUUAACAAACAACGGAAUCAUUGUGGGUGCCAGUUUAGGUGAUAACAAUGUGAACGGCCCAUCAUCCAUCAAGGACAAUACAACCAUAUCAAAUGGAGUAAAUAUGUAUAUGAAUGAACAAAGGGGGUUGAAUACAAACUACAAUGGGAAAAGUUUUUCUACAGGGGAAGUGUUAGUUGCGCCCGGUGGGUCUUCAACAAUGUUGGAAGAUGAAAAUUCAAAGAUGCUAAACAAUGCACACCUAAUGGAUAACAGUAACAGCACAGGAAAUAACAGCAGUGGGAGUGUUAUACACAACACUAGUGUAGAUAAUUAUAUAAUGGGUAGCGAUUGUGUCUUAAAUAAUAACAAUAGAAAAAUGAGCGCACCUCAUGUUGGCAACCCGACUAUAGGUGGAGGACCAUCACCGUUUAGUCAUCAUCACAUGGAUGGCCCAGCUGGAGUGGGUGUAGUGCGAAUGAACGAAAUGCAUAUGAAUGGGGAGAAUGGCAUUAAUACGAAUCCAGCAAAUGCCCAAUACGGGAUUACAUCUACGGGUUCUAACAUGAACAUAAAUUCUGAACCCGUCAUGAACAAAGACAUGAUGAACAGCGCCAGUGGCAGCGUAAAUCUGGGAACGAACAACAAUGGCAAUAAUAGUAGCAUCCUGGAGGGGCGUGAUGUUAUAGACAACACCAGAGUUGUCGAGCAUCCCUUAGAGCAAAGGAAGUUUGUAAAUAUUAUGAACGACGCAGGCAACAUUGAUAGCGGUGUCAAUAGUGAAAACGGCGCUAACAAUACCUAUGCUAAUAAUAGCCCAUAUGGCCCCAAUGCAGGUACAAAUUUUAAUUCGUACGAGGGUGAAAACGCGGGCACGGUCAAUAUGAUUGGCUCCAAUGCAAAUGAGCUUAACGAGUCCUCCAUGUAUUACAUGAACGUGAAACCGGAGAUAAAGACGGAGCAGUGA
Plasmodium knowlesi strain H is the source of this 4116-nucleotide messenger RNA. Its product is annotated as AP2 domain transcription factor AP2-I, putative. Gene Ontology annotation, molecular function: DNA-binding transcription factor activity. The transcript has a single exon. The coding region runs from base 1 to 4116 and encodes 1371 amino acids. Gene Ontology annotation, biological process: regulation of DNA-templated transcription. The record is from RefSeq and is a predicted model, not a curated record. Lineage: Eukaryota; Apicomplexa; Aconoidasida; Haemosporida; Plasmodiidae.